AUGGCAGAAGCUGCAACAAGACAGAUCACCCAGGGCGCAUUGGAUCUGAUCUUCACCGAUCCCGAUGCCGCCAACACCCAGUUCCCCGUACCGGUCCUGCAAUGCCUUCAGAUCAAGCCUCUCGCGGCUCAGCCCAAUGCUGCUGCCGGAAGCGAGCGGUAUCGUGUUGUCCUCAGUGAUGUGAAGAACUACGUACAGUGCAUGCUCGCCACCCAGGCAAACCACGUCGUCCACGACGGAAAACUCCAGAGAGGCUCGAUCCUGCGUGUCAAGUCGUACCAAGCGAACUCUGUCAAGGGAAAGAACAUUCUUAUCAUCCUCGAUCUGGAAGUCAUCGAAUCCCUCGGCACGCCAGACAAGAUCGGAGAGCCGGUAGCCUUCGAAGCAAAACCCGAGGGUGCCGCCGCUACGGCUACCACUAUCGGAGGCUCUGGAUUCUAUGGCGUUAAGACCGAGGAAUCCAAGCCUGCUGUGCCGAAGUCCCUGCCUACUCGGACGGGCGGUGGUGAGAACGGCAACAACGUCGUCGAGCCAAUCGAGGAGAUUACUCCGUGGAAGAGGAGGUGGGCCAUCAAGGCACGCGUCUCAAGCAAGUCGGACAUCAAGACAUGGCACAAGGCGAGCGGUGAGGGAAAGCUGUUUAGCGUAAACCUGCUGGACGAGAGUGGAGAGAUCAAGGCCACCGGCUUCAACGAGCAGUGCGACCAGUUCUUCAACGUUCUGCAGGAAGGCUCAGUCUACUACAUCUCGAGCCCCUGCCGAGUGCAGCUGGCCAAGAAGCAGUUCAGCAACCUCCCCAACGCCUACGAGCUCACCUUUGAGCGCGACACCGUCAUAGAGAAGGCCGAGGAUCAGAGCAACGUGCCGCAGAUCAGAUUCAACUUCUGCAACAUCCAAGAGCUGCAGGACGUGGAGAAGGACGCGACGGUUGACAUUGUCGGCGUGCUGAAGGAUGUUGGCGAGGUCUCCCAGAUUGUCUCCAAGUCCAGCGGCAAGCCAUAUGACAAGCGUGAGCUCACGCUUGUCGACGACAGCAAUUUCUCUGUCCGCCUUACUAUCUGGGGCAAGACGGCGACCAACUUCGACUGCCAGCCCGAGUCGGUGGUUGCCUUCAAGGGCGUCCGCGUCUCAGACUUUGGCGGCCGGUCUCUCUCGCUCCUGUCCUCGGGUACCAUGGCCGUCAACCCCGAUAUCCCCGAGGCCCAUCGCCUCAAGGGCUGGUACGACGCCUCCGGCCGCAAUGACAACUUUGCCACGCACAACAACAUGGCCUCUAUGGGAGGCGCCACCGGCCGCCCCGACGACACCAAGUGCAUCCAGCAGGUCCGCGACGAGAACCUGGGCAUGGAGGACGUCGCCUACUUCACCCUCAAGGCCACCAUCGUCUACAUCAAGCAGGAGAACUUUGCCUACCCCUCCUGCCUCAGCGAGGGCUGCAACAAGAAGGUCACGGACAUGGGCGACGGCACCUGGCGCUGCGAGAAGUGCGACAUGAGCCACCCGCGGCCCGAGUGGCGGUACAUCAUGUCGGUCAACGUCAACGACCACACGGGCCAGCUGUGGCUCAGCUGCUUCGACGAGACGGGCCGCGUCAUCAUGGGCGGCAAGUCGGCCGACGAGCUGACGGCCAUCCGUGACGAGAACGACGAGCGCUUCGGCCUGGAGUUCCAGCAGGCUAGUUGCCGCAAGUUCAGCUUCAGGUGCCGGGCCAAGAUGGACACCUUUAACGAUGCUCAGAGGGUGCGAUAUCAAGUCAUGAGCGCUACGCCCAUCAACUUUGUGACCGAGGCGAACAAGCUCUCGGAGCUGAUCAAGCAGUACCAGAUUUGA
Thyridium curvatum is the source of this 1830-nucleotide messenger RNA. RefSeq lists its product as uncharacterized. Lineage: Eukaryota; Fungi; Ascomycota; Sordariomycetes; Thyridiales; Thyridiaceae. The record is from RefSeq and is a predicted model, not a curated record. Gene Ontology annotation, biological process: DNA recombination; DNA repair; DNA replication. Gene Ontology annotation, cellular component: nucleus. Bases 1 to 1830 code for a protein of 609 amino acids. The transcript is spliced from 4 exons. Gene Ontology annotation, molecular function: DNA binding.